Messenger RNA from Eurytemora carolleeae, 1073 nucleotides. Its product is annotated as flagellar calcium-binding protein. The record is from RefSeq and is a predicted model, not a curated record. NCBI's taxonomy places the organism in Eukaryota, Metazoa, Arthropoda, Copepoda, Calanoida, Temoridae. The transcript is spliced from 9 exons. Gene Ontology annotation, molecular function: calcium ion binding. Bases 1 to 837 code for a protein of 278 amino acids.
AUGGAGUACAAACGCAUAGCUGUAGAAGCUUGUGGUGAUGGAGCAGCAGUUGAUUCAUCUGUAGAAGCUUCUGGUGAUGAAGCAGCAGUUGAUUCAUCUGUAGAAGCUUCUGGUAAUGGAGCAGCAGUUGAUCUAUCUGUAGAAGCGCCAGCAGAAGUGACAUCUGCAGUUAAUCCAUUGGUAGAAGCAGCUGUGGAAGAAACAUUAGUCUAUUCAUCUGAGAAGCUCCUGAUAAAGCAGUAUCGAAUUUACAAGCUAAGGGAUAUUCAUCUUGGAAUAAAGAUAUUUUAUUUCCACGAAAGACCUGUUGCUCUAGAGAAAGCAGAACAUAUUGUCAAGGUUACCCAGAGACGUGAGAGGGCUGCCAGGAAGGAGCUGUGGAGCAGCGUGGAUGUGAACGGAAACGGAUAUGUCUCCCUAGCUGAGACUCAAAGGGGAAUCCGUGACGUGUUGGCUAUCCCUGAAGUGUUCGACUGUAUCCCAGCGAUCAACGCAGCUUUCCAUCACUCCAGGAAGAUCUGCAAGAAACCCAACCCCCAUGGUGAUGAUUAUCUUCAGGCCUCAGAGUUCCGUGUUUUCCUUUAUUUACUCCGGCAGUUCUUCGAGUACUACCAGGCAUUCGACAGGCUGGAUACUGGAGAUGAUAGGAGAGUGUCCAAGGAGGAGUUCACCUCUCCCGCCAUGACUGCUGCACUAGAAAAGUGGGUUGGGCCAAUUUCAGACCUUGAAGCUGAGUUCGAGACAAUCGACAAAAACGGGGGCGGUCAGAUCCUGUUUGGAGAAUUCGUCGAUUGGGCGCUCUCAAAGAACCUUGAUAUCGAAGACGACGAAGAUUGAACCUGAAAUGUAAAAGACGACAUUUGAUCCCAUCCCAUGUGGUUUUUUCUUUCGAUUUUUGUUAAAAUUUCCGUGAAAUUUUUUAUUGAUUUUUUUAAAUUUUCAGUUUUAUUUACAAUAAAUAUUUAAGAACUUUUUCUAAAUUUGUCAAUUUUAAUAGAUACGAAGAUAUUAAAGACAACUGAACCCUGAUCUCUGUCCUUAUUGCAAAGACAACGGAUUCUCAUAUAUACAGG